UUGGUUUUAGGGCUGACAUGCAUCUUCCUACGUCAUUUUAGAGCGUCGUUUCAGAAUCAAGCGGGAAGUUAGCUGACAGGCUAGCUGGUGUUUGGGCACGAUGUCACAGAGGAAGAGGCUCUCGGCCUCCCAAAACAAAGCACCAAAUUUGCCGCGCUCACAACAAGCAGAGGUAGAGUCGGAUGACGAGGAGGAUGUGUCAUUCACCCAGCUAACUUCAACUCAAGUCCAGCGGGCACGAGAGAACUUUACUCCGGUCCAGGUUGACCGCAAAGUAGCAGAGGUCGUCCAGUUUAUUCUAAUAAAGGACCAGAAGAAGGUGCCCAUACGAAGAGCAGACAUAGCAAAGCAUGUCAUCAAGGAAUACAGGGCUAUGUAUGCAGAGAUCAUGAAGCGUGUCUGCCGUACUUUCGAGCAGGUGUUUGGACUGAAGCUGGUGGAGAUCGACCCUAAAAGCCAUGUGUACAUCCUCAUCAACAAACUGGAGUCUGUGGCUGAAGAGCCAGUCUGCCUGAUCCCCGGAAACCCCAAAUACGGCCUCCUCUUCACUAUCCUCAGUGUCAUCUUCAUGAAGGGCGGAGUUGUCAAGGAAGCACUUGUGUGGAAUUUCCUGAAGAAGCUGAGGGUGGAUGCUGGAGAGAGGCACGACAUCUUUGGAGAUGUGAAGAAGUUGGUGACCGAUGAGUUUGUACGACAGAAAUAUCUGGAGUAUGUGAGAAUCCCCCACACUGAACCAGUAGAGUGUGAGUUUCGCUGGGGUGUCCGUGCUGAGAAGGAAGUGGCCAAGAAGAAGCUUCUGGAGAUCGUGGGAGAGCUGUUUGAGCAAGACCCCCAGAGUUGGACCCAACAGUAUAGGGAGGCCAUGGCGGCAGAAAGCCAAAGCCAAAGAUAGAGCGAGCAAAUGGGAGGACUAUGUGUGCGUGGAAGCCUUAGUUUUUAAUUACAGUUUUAUACAUUUGUUUGUAUAUAUUUUGUACAGGUGUUCAUUUGUUUUAUAAUUUACUGUAUAUUGAAAUAAGCUACAUGUGGUUUGUUUUUAAAAGGAAAUAAAUAUUCAUACAAAAUUAAAAUUAAACCGUACAACUGAAACUGCUUAGAAUAGAGACCCAGAGAUGGAAAUAUUGCUUCAUAGUUUUAUUUUGUUUGUGCCAACAAAAAUAAAAAAUAUUUUUUAAAAA
This is a messenger RNA of Alosa alosa (allis shad), 1178 nucleotides long. RefSeq names its product necdin-like 2 (gene ndnl2). Gene Ontology annotation, cellular component: nucleus. Lineage: Eukaryota; Metazoa; Chordata; Actinopteri; Clupeiformes; Clupeidae. Bases 101 to 892 code for a protein of 263 amino acids. The record is from RefSeq and is a predicted model, not a curated record. The transcript is spliced from 11 exons.